AUGGUCGCAAUCAAGUCCGUGGGUGCCUUCGUCGGCUCCGUGAUGCUGUUGAGCAGCGUCGCGGCCGCCCCUUACCGGUUCGAAGCCGAAGCUGGCAACGGCGUUGCCGUCGUGCGUCGCUAUGCCGGUGAUGCUCCUACCACCACGUACGACGCUCCCCAACAGACCGACGGACCCGAGCCUGGUCAGGACGAUGACCAUCAGCAGCAGCAGGAUGGCGAUCACCAGCAGCACCAGGAUGACGAGACCACCAGUGUCGCGCACCCUGAGCCCACCGAGACUGGCGACCACCAGCAGCACCAGGAUGACGAGACCACCAGCGUCGCGCACCCUGAGCCCACCGAGACUGGCGACCACCAGCAGCACCAGGAUGAUGAGACCACCACCACCGACUCUCCUGAGCCUACCGAGACUGGCGACCACCAGCAGCACCAAGAUGAUGAGACCACCACCACUGCCUCCCCUGAGCCCACGGAGACUGGCGAUCACCAGCAACAUCAAGAUGAUGAGACAACCACCACUGCCUCCCCUGAGCCCACCGAGACUGGCGAUCACCAGCAGCACCAGGAUGAUGAGACCACCACCACCGACUCUCCUGAGCCCACCGAGACUGGCGAUCACCAGCAGCACCAGGAUGAUGAGACGACCAGCACGUCCAUCGUUGUCCCCACCACGACGUCCUGCACGGACAAGCCUACCGAGACCCCUGAGCCUACGGUCGAGCCCACCGAGACUCCUGAACCUACCGUUGAGCCCACCGAGACUCCUGAGCCCACUGUCGAGCCCACCGAGACUCCUGAGCCCACUGUCGAGCCCACCGAGACCCCUGAGCCUACCGUAGAGCCCACCGAGACUCCCGAGCCCACUGAAGAGCCCUCUGAAACGUGCACGGAGGAGCCUACUGAGACCCCUGAGCCUACGGAUGUCCCUGAACCUACCGAAGAGCCUACUGAGACUCCUGAGCCUACCGAUGUUCCCGAGCCCACUGAAACCUGCACAGAUGAUGAGCCCACCGAGACUCCUGAGCCCACCGAAACUUGCACGGACGAUGAGCCCACUGAAACUCCGGAGCCCACUGAAGUUCCCGAGCCCACCGAAACCUGCACCGACGACGAGCCAACCGAGACGCCCGAGCCUACCGAUCCCGUCCCCACCAGCGAGCCCGUGCCGGAACCCACCGACGUUCCGACUCUCCCUCCCGUCACUGACGAGCCAGUGACCUACACCUACACGGAGACUUCCUCCCCGGCCCCCGGCCCCACCGACGGCCCCAUUUACUCUGCUGCCAAGCGCACUGGCAUCGUUGGUCUCUCCGUCGCCGGUGUUGCCGGUGUUGCCGCCUUCUUCCUGUUCUAG
Messenger RNA from Fimicolochytrium jonesii, 1356 nucleotides. RefSeq lists its product as uncharacterized. The transcript has a single exon. Bases 1 to 1356 code for a protein of 451 amino acids. Lineage: Eukaryota; Fungi; Chytridiomycota; Chytridiomycetes; Spizellomycetales; Powellomycetaceae. The record is from RefSeq and is a predicted model, not a curated record.